Messenger RNA from Rhopalosiphum maidis (corn leaf aphid), 2039 nucleotides. RefSeq lists its product as uncharacterized. The record is from RefSeq and is a predicted model, not a curated record. NCBI's taxonomy places the organism in Eukaryota, Metazoa, Arthropoda, Insecta, Hemiptera, Aphididae. The transcript has 4 exons. The coding region runs from base 129 to 446 and encodes 105 amino acids.
UGCGAGAUUCAGUUUCGAUUCGCGUUUCGGAUAAUAAUAUUAUAACAUCCUAUAACGAUAAUAAUAAUAAUAUAUUGUAUAGGUCAGUAAAAAAUAUUUUAUAUUUAUUGCUAUAUAUCCGCUAAUUCAUGUUAAAUAAGCGCUCGCACCUACACGAUAUUACGUGCAGAGGUGCAUGUUGUACAGGACUACUACAUCUGACGUCGACACACCGUGUCAUUUCAAAAUAUAUUACAGUUGUCGGACAAUCGCGAUCGAAUUUCAGUUUCAACAUUAAAUGCGUCUCGUUUACACAGAAACACUUUGCAGGGAUAUUCGUCGGUUAUCGAAUAACACAACUAAACUGCAUUAUUGAAAUAAUUACAAUUGUAAAUGCAUAUCCCCCGAGCGGUAGGCAUUGCAACUUGCGAGUCAGCGAAGAAGAAUCAUUGACAGAAAAAGAAUAAUUAAUGAAAACGUAUUGCAGUGGCAGCAACAACAAAAUCAUUGAGUAUUACGUUAAAUUAUAUAUUUAUAUGUAUCUACAGAGGUAAUUUUAUAGAUUUUACUCGCCUUAAUUGUUGACUGUUGUACAUCAUCUAGUAUCAUAAUUACUAACCAAACAGCCAUGUAACAAAAAUUCAAAAUUCGCAUUGACAUUAAUUGGGAACCUUACGUCCAUCAAAAACUCAUUUAAGCCCCAAUAUAAAUAAUUGAAAUCCAAGUUUCCUGAGAUUGUCCUCGUCGUUAAUGAUUACGAUAAUAAUAUGACGUUACUAUACACUUGUUAUUAAAUGUAUAUCUACUGUAGAAGAAGUUAUAAUAUAGUAGUACCUAUAACUGAAGUAGUGUUUAGUAUUAUGUUUGUGUAUAGUAUUAUUAGUGAUUGUAUUAGCUGUAGUUUUUAUAGAAUCCUGUUCGUCGAUGCGAUACCAACUCUGACUCGUUUGAAUAAUUGUUUUAAUUACUAUAAAACCUAGCUCAUAUAAUAAUAAUAUACGACGUAUGGUGUUGUCACACGCUCGCUAACGUUCGUCAGCUGCAACAGCCGCUCGUAAUAAAAAAUAUGAUAUGAUGUAUUAUUAUUAUAACUCUCGAGACACACGCAGAGCGGUCACAUAUUAUACUGCGUAACACUAUAAUGCGACGAGCGCUUUUGAUUUGGUAGGAAAAAAUAUUUGAUUGGAGCGCAAGAAAGAAACUAAUUUUUUGCCUUCCUUAAAAGAUGCUCCUGCGACCACCGGAGAGAUUGUCUUUGUCACCGCCACACAUGUGUAUCACAAAUGUCAGCGGGAGAGCUGUACGGGUCUGUUUUUUUUUUUGAUCUUGUCUUUUAUUGUGAUGGCAUUUUUUUUAGACGAUUAAUCGUCAUUGCUCUCACUCACGCAAAGAAAAUACAUGAGAUAUGUUGAUGUUCUCGGUUCAUGUUAUAUUGUUUGUGUAUUUGUAUGGUGAUUUCUUUAAGGAUGCUCGCUUCAUGGUUCUAUAAUAAUAUACCUAUUUAUUCUCCGAAUUCCGAUUUUUUGAAUUUUUUAGGACACUUUAAAUAUCUUAUUUUCAACACUAUUGUCUAUUUAAGAUUUGACCUAAUAUGAUUAUAAAACUACAUAUCACUAAACAAAAGCAAAUAUUUUUUGAAAUGUCAAUGUAUUAAAUUAAAACGAAUUCCUGAUUAUUUUACUGUAUAUGUUAAGGUACAAAAGAUAAUAUUGAAUAUUUAAGUUUAAUAUUAUAAAAAAGUGUAAUUCAAAAAUGUCCACGAAAAACUUCAUAAAGCAGCUGACGGAGCACUCCACUAUAAAAUUGGCAGAAGAUCCACCAAUCUAAGAUUAAAACCAUGGCUACCGCAGGAUAUUUUACUUGAAUCUAAAGAAGACACUUAGGAUUCAGAUUAAGACCUAGACUUAUAAGUCAACUAAAAUUAAUAACUAUUGUAAUUAUCGUAAAUAUUGUUGUAAACAUAAUUGUGAACAUAUUAAUCGUAAAUUGUAAUUAUCAUUAUAAAAAUACCUGGUGUAAUGACACAAUUAAAUAAAUAAAUAAAUAAAUACAUAAAAAAG